Dermacentor andersoni is the source of this 2089-nucleotide messenger RNA. RefSeq names its product pleckstrin homology domain-containing family J member 1-like. Lineage: Eukaryota; Metazoa; Arthropoda; Arachnida; Ixodida; Ixodidae. Gene Ontology annotation, cellular component: recycling endosome; trans-Golgi network; early endosome. Gene Ontology annotation, biological process: receptor recycling; endosome organization; retrograde transport, endosome to Golgi. The record is from RefSeq and is a predicted model, not a curated record.
UAUCGUAAGUUGUAAAUUUCCCUACCGCACGCUCUCGGUUCAAUUAAUUUUUCUUUGUAGGCCUGAUAGCUUUGAAGUUUAAGCGACUCGUUUGUUCCAUAGGUUCACUCGUGGGUUCGCUUGCCGCUAUCAUCAUCGUUUACGCGCUAGUCAAAUAUGGCGAUUCGCUGCAGUCAGCGAAGAGAGCAGUGCAAGCGAAGUACGCACUUCGUUAUGUAGCAGCGUUUUGCCCCGUCCUUUAGUGAGCAGCGUUCGUGUUGACCGUUCAGUGCAGACCGCGAGACUUGAAGCGACCAUGCGGUUCAACGAGAAAGAGAUGGCAACGCUUGCCGCGGGAGCUGCUGACAAGGAAGGACGUCUGAACCACCGAAACCUAUCUUUCAGAGAAGUGUUCAAGGAAAGAUGGUUCAAGUUGAAAGGAAACCUACUGUUCUACUUUCGCUUGAACGAAUAUGGGGGAGUGUUUGAGAAAGAGCCUGUGGGCCUAUUUGUCAUCGAAUGCUGCAAGGUUCAGCACGAACCAAGCGUGGACUAUGCGUUUGCAUUUUCUAUAGCAUUCUUAGAUGAUGCGGACCGAAAGCAUCUGUUCACGUGCACGACACAGAAGCACUGUGAUGAGUGGGUGAGCUGCCUGCAGCAGGCUGGCUAUGAAUACCAGAGGGGUCGCCUGCUCUACAUGCAGCAGAAGAUUUUGGAACUCACUGGACGGGACCCUUUGGCAGACUUCAUUAGUCGGCGAAAUGGCAAUGCUCCGGGGAGCGUACAGGCCAUUCAGAAAGCACCUGAAAGCAACAGCAGCACUGCAGAUGCGAAAAAGAGAACCACAAUAUGGCACUGAUAUCAUGCCACUAGGACACAGUACGUUGUGGUCUCACAUUGCCAUCAUCUUCAUUCCCAGCGCUGCAUGAGUUGCACACGCCAAGUGGAGUGUCACUGAUCCUGCUUCACCAAUCGUUUCAGCCCUUCUUGGGUGAAGUCAUGCCCUGUUCAUGACUUCUGAUGUUGUACAUUGCAUUUUAAAUGUGUAUGUGUGUAUCUUGAUGUUCCACCACUUGUGCCUGCACAUCGCUCAACUGGUCCUUAUCCAAGUCUGGAGUGUGCUCUUGUGCGAGUUUACUCGGUGAUACUGAAAGUUGUUUACGUGUGAUUAGAGCAUUGGAUGUUUUCUGGUGCUGUAUUUUAAUACCACUUGAUUAUUUUUUGUCUUUAAUAGCACCACUACUUUUUUAAUUGUUGAACUGUCCGUGAAAGGUGAUUUCAUAGAAGAUGGGUGAUAUGAACAGAACACCUUAUCAAUUUGUCACGAGCCAAGGAGCCCGCCUUGUGCACAAGGUGAUGAUGUGGUCUGGUUGAUGCAUGUUAUGAGUGGGGUUCUUUUUUCGCCUGCUUUCAUCAAUUCAGUGCAGCGAAACAAAUAUAUAAAUAACCUUUUGCUGAACACAGCAUUCUGUUCAUUGAACACUGUAAGACAUGUUUAUUCAACACCUUUAUUUUAAUCAUCAGCAUCAGUUCAUUAUCAUAGUUACAACAGGAGUUCCCACGUUAUCUCUUAUCCGUGAAGCACUGCUGCUUUGUGUACAAGAAAAAAAAAAUUAAGCAUUUAUCACUGUCAUAUUAAUGCAGCUUUUUGCACACAAGACGAGGACAAAGAAGGGGCUGAGACACUGCACUCGUGUGUCUGUCUCUUUCUCGUCCUCGUCUUGUGCGCAGAAAGCUGCAUUCAUGUCCUAUCAACAUGCCUAAAUAGUCACCUUAGUCAUAUUAAUGUAAAAGACGGAAAAAGCAGCAUUUUAGUAGACAGCUGAUGAUACUUAUCCUAUUGGUUAUGGCAUAAGAAGAAUAAAAUGACAAUUGCUAGGUUGACUGGAGCCCCCCUUGUUCUAGCCUGUCCGAUUAUAUAUCUGGGCUUCUAGAUAUGAGCAGUUUAUUUUUGCUGGUUCUCUUUCCUUUUCUUUUUUCUUUUGUUGAGCAAGUUGUACAGUAAAACCUUGUUAAUUCGGAUUUCGCGGGACCGAAGAAAAUGUCAAAAUUAACCGAAUGUCAAAUUAUUGAAGGUAUCAAGAAAACAAGUAAACGCUUACUACAUCAA